GGCAAUUCCGAGCCUCAGGCUCGUUAUCCGAAUAUUCUAGGUUCGGUCCUCUCUUUCUCUCCCUCUCUAUAAAUACACACUCUAUAUCGCUACGCGUAUCUUGCGGUGAAUGGUCAGAAAGAAAGUUUCGGAAUUUCAACCUUCAGAUAUUUUCGUUCUCUCAUCAGGUAAUUUUGUUGUACUAAUCAAGGACGUUUUGGAGUAACUAAAAGGUGGGAUGGCAUCUACGUUGAACCCUAAUGCACCUCUUUUCAUCCCUGCUGCUGUUCGGCAAGUGGAGGAUUUCUCGCCAGAAUGGUGGGAUCUGGUUAACAGCGCGGCAUGGUUCCGUGACUACUGGCUUAGCCAGCGCCAGGGAGAGGAUGGAUUUUAUGGAAAUACUGAGGAUGAGUUCAGCAGCAAUGAUGUUGCUGCUCUGUUGCCGGAUUCAAUUGAUCUUGGCAUUGAUGAGGAGUUCCUAAGUAUGGAGGCUCAGUUCGAAGAAUUCAUCCAGUCAUCUGAAGCUGGAAAUGCAAAUAGAUCAUCGUUCACCACAAUGAAGGGAGUCCCUGAAAAUGAUUUUGCAAUGGCAGAUGCGAUGAUGAGAAGCCUGAGUUUGUCAAAUUCUUUCAAGGAGAAGAGUCCCAAAUCCCUUGAACCAGCAAAACACUGGGAGAAGCCAGCAAAGAGUGUUGGCCCAAAAACCAGCCACCGUCGCAUUCAGCAGCCCCGCUAAAUGUCUCCUCGUUGGAAUUGAGCAUGCAGUUCAUCUAGACCGGCCAACAGAGUAGUUUGUCGAUAUAGUUUCUGUAUAGAGCAAGGUUUCAAGUCUUUGUAUAGCCUUGUUCAUUCUGACUUCUUGUCUUAGUUUCCAUAAGACUUUAAGAAACUGUAAGAAAAGGGAUUGUAGAAUUUGAAUGAAAAGGGAAAACUUGUUUUGUUGCCA
Rhododendron vialii is the source of this 925-nucleotide messenger RNA. Its product is annotated as protein EARLY RESPONSIVE TO DEHYDRATION 15. Bases 218 to 715 code for a protein of 165 amino acids. NCBI's taxonomy places the organism in Eukaryota, Viridiplantae, Streptophyta, Magnoliopsida, Ericales, Ericaceae. The transcript is spliced from 3 exons. The record is from RefSeq and is a predicted model, not a curated record.